CAUCCCCUUCUUUUUUUUUUUUUUGUGUAUAAAAGUGACAAGAAAGGAGAUUCUAUAAUUCUUCUAUUCUUUCAUACUGAGUAAUCUUUGAUUAUUUCUUUUUAAGAUUCUUUGUUUUCUCUUUAUUUAAGGACAAACGUAGUUGCUGCCUUCUACCCACCAAAGGAUUGUAAAAAUCACUUGUCAGUCUCUUGUAAUUCGAUCCGUCCACUAAAUCUAAUAGCGAUUAACAAGUCUUUUCUUUAAUUCAUAUAAUUGAGGCUCAAACGGAUUGAUUUUUUCAUCCUUCACUUUGGAUUCGUAUUUUUUACAACAAACGGUCUUUGAGUUCAAAACACAUGUGUUUAUUGCUGGCAAUUGGCUCAUAACGUUCAAUUGCUCAUAUAGUCCGUGAUUUUCGAGUGUUGUUUCUUUGUGAAAGACGUUCAAGUCAUUCCUUUUUCAAAACUUAUCGUACACCCUCGGCAUCCCUUCCUCCCCUUCUAAAGCUCAGUGUAUUUUGUUUAUUUUUCCUUUUUUUAACAUUUUAUCUUUCCUAUUUUGUUGUUUACGACUUUCUUGUCUAAAAUUAACGUCAUUCUCUCAAACGUGAAGCUUUUUGACUCUUUGUAAGUAUCUAUUUUUAUUUCUCUUUGGAAAAAAGAGAAUUUAUUUAUAUUUUCUUUGGGUUCGGCGUUUUUUCCUCUUCAGGUUUGUUUACAUUUACGAUUUGUUUAUUUGCGACAUCCUUCUCUGUUUUCUCAUCCUCCAACCACCUUUGACUUUUCUUCCCUCUCCCAAUACUCACUUUCAAAACAAUUGCUUUUAUUUCGUUUUCUUUUGUUGACGUUUCUUUCUUACGCUACGUCCUCCUUUUCUUCUGUUUCCUGCUUCUUCUCAUCUAGCACUCAACCUUAAUCUCAAACUUCUUCCGUUUUUAGAAUCAUUUUCACUAUAUCUACAAUGUCUUUUGCCGGUUCUAAUAACCUUUCAACAAAGGCUGUUCCUCAAUACCACGACGAGAAUGCUCCCGCUUGGGACCAAGACAAAACAAAAUUAAACACAAAAAAUGCCCUUGGUGCUAAACCUCAAUCAAAAUUUGAGAUCCGACUUCCUCGUCGUAACGCUCUUGCUGAUGUAUCUAAUUUAAGAAAUCCUACUGAAUCAGAGCCCUCUUCCAAGAAGCGUUCCCUUCAGGAAUCUCAAAAACAGUAUUUGGAAGGCAUUCCCUCAACCGAGGAGGAACUUGAACAUCUCCAAACCAAGAAGCGCAGCAAGUCUUCUGAUAAUGCCGUUUCAAACUUGGACAAGGGAUCUCAAAAGGUUGCUUCCACUGAUACGGAGUUUAGACCUUCUAAUCCUUUGAUGGUUGAAGAAUAUGAGCCAGAAAUCUUUUCUUACAUGGAAAGUUUGGAAAGCAAAUGUCUUCCUAGUGCGACAUACAUGGACAAGCAACAGGAGCUAACCUGGAAGAUGAGGGAAAUCUUAAACGAAUGGCUUGUGGAAAUCCACACAAACUUUUGUUUAAUGCCUGAAACCCUCUUCUUAGCUGUCAAUAUUGUUGACCGAUUCCUCUCUUUACGUGCUUGCUCUCUAACUAAAUUCCAAUUAAUUGGUAUCAGUGCUCUUUUAAUCGCUAGCAAGUAUGAGGAAGUUAUGUGUCCUUCUAUUCAAAACUUUGUUUACAUGACUGAUGGUGCUUUCACUGCCGAAGACGUCUGCACUGCUGAAAGAUAUAUCCUUCGUGUGCUUGAUUAUGACCUUGGGUUUCCUAGUCCUUUGAACCUGAUCCGUCGAAUCUCAAAAUGUGAGAAUUACGAUGUUCAAACACGCACGCUUGGCAAAUACUUGACUGAGAUUUAUCUUUUUGAACAUCGCCUACUUCAAUACCGUCCCUCCAUGAUUGCAGCUUCAUCCAUGUAUCUUGCCCGCAGACUUCUUCGCCGUGGUCCUUGGGGCGCCGAACUUGUAAAAGCUUCCGGUGGCUACGAAGAACAUACACUGAAACCCGUUGCUUUCAUUCUCCUUCAAUACCAUAACAAACCCGUCGAACACAAGGCAUUUUUUCAAAAGUAUGCUUCUAAAAAGAAUCUCAAGGCGAGCGUUUUUGUACAUCAGCUUGUCCGACAAAGAUUUUCUGUUGCUCAUAAUGCCGAUGACGAGAUUCAAUCCGACCCUUCCUCUUCCAUUAACAGUGAUGGUCAUUAACAUCGUAUAUUUCUUAAUAUCUAUAUACCUUACUACGUUGAGGCUAACUUUACUCUUCAUUGCUUCCAUUUUUUAUCCCAGUUUAAAACGAUGACUGAAUAUUUCAAACUUGUUACAACUUUUCUUAAAAAAUAAUAAAAAAAAAAAACUCAGUGAAGCACCGCUCUUCUCUUCCUUGAUUCCUUUCAAAGCGGAUUUCUUUACUGCUAAUCUCGAUUCUAAGAAUUCACUUCUCCUUUUCAAAGAUUAUAUUUAUUUUUAUACUACAUCUUUGAUAUUCUACGCAUUUUUUUAUUCAGGCAAUAGGAAUACCCGUUGUAUAUUCAACUCCAAAAUAUCAUGCUAAUUAUUAUUUGUAUUCAUUUAUAUCAGGUUUAUAACCACUUCUUACGAUUCCGUACAUAGACAUAGACAAUGUAAAUAAAUAUAGAACUUUUAUUUAGGGUACUUAAUUAUAUUUUUCUUACUAGACUAACUGAACAAUCAAAUAAAAGAGAAAUGUCGCAUAACGCA
This is a messenger RNA of Schizosaccharomyces octosporus yFS286, 2700 nucleotides long. Its product is annotated as G1/S-specific B-type cyclin Cig2. Lineage: Eukaryota; Fungi; Ascomycota; Schizosaccharomycetes; Schizosaccharomycetales; Schizosaccharomycetaceae. The transcript has a single exon. The coding region runs from base 943 to 2187 and encodes 414 amino acids. Gene Ontology annotation, biological process: regulation of cyclin-dependent protein serine/threonine kinase activity; G2/M transition of mitotic cell cycle. The record is from RefSeq and is a predicted model, not a curated record. Gene Ontology annotation, cellular component: nucleus; cyclin-dependent protein kinase holoenzyme complex; centrosome. Gene Ontology annotation, molecular function: cyclin-dependent protein serine/threonine kinase regulator activity.